AUGGAGCCACGUUUGGGCAGGAAGCGCCAGAGCCGCAGCCCYCCCCUGAUCAGCCGCAACUACAAGGGGGACGUGAGCGCGGGCGACAUCGAGGCCUUCAUGACGCUGCUGCUGCAGCGCGAGGAGGAGGGCGGCGCGGAGCCGCUGCUGGCCCAGGGCCCCCUCCACUUCCUCUGGAUCAAGCACGCCAACCUCUACCUGGUGGCCGUCACCAGGAAGAACGGCAACGCYGCGCUCGUCUUCGCCUUCCUCUACAAGGUGGUCGAGGUUUUCUGCGAGUACUUCAAGGAGCUGGAGGAGGAGAGUGUCCGUGACAACUUUGUCAUCAUCUACGAGCUGCUCGACGAGCUCAUGGACUUUGGCUUCCCGCAGACCACGGACAGCAAGAUCCUGCAGGAGUACAUCACCCAGGAGGGCAACAAGCUGGACACGGGCCGCUCGCGCGUCCCCACCACCGUCACCAACGCCGUGUCCUGGCGCUCCGAGGGCAUCAAGUACAAGAAGAACGAGGUCUUCAUCGACGUGGUGGAGUCCGUGAACCUGCUGGUGAGCGCCAGCGGCUCCGUGCUGCUCAGCGAGGUGCUGGGCUCCAUCCGCCUCAAGGUGUUCCUGUCRGGAAUGCCGGAGCUGCGCCUGGGCCUCAACGACCGCGUCCUCUCGGAGCUCACGGGCCGGGGCCGGGGCCGCUCCGUGGAGCUGGAGGACGUGAAGUUCCACCAGUGCGUGCGGCUGGCGCGCUUCGAGCGCGAGCGAACCAUCGCCUUCGUGCCGCCCGACGGCMACUUCGAGCUCAUGGCCUACCGCCUCAGUACCCCGGUGAAGCCGCUCAUCUGGAUUGAGUCCGUCAUCGAGAAGUUCUCGCACAGCCGCCUGGAGAUCCUGAUCAAGGCCAAGGGCCAGUUCAAGAAGCAGUCGGUGGCCACGGGGGUGGAGAUCGCGGUGCCGGUGCCCAGCGACGCCGACUCGCCCAAGUUCCGUGCCAGCGCCGGCUCCGCCAAGUACCUUCCCGAGCGGAAUGUCAUCCUCUGGAGCAUCAAGUCGUUCCCGGGGGGCCGGGAGCACGAGCUGCGCGCGCGCCUGGGGCUGCCGAGCGUGCAGCGCCACGAGGACGAGGGGCGGCCGCCCAUCGCCGUGCGCUUCGAGAUCCCCUACUUCACCGUGUCGGGCAUCCAGGUCCGCUACAUGAAGAUCAUGGAGAAGAGCGGCUACCAGGCGCUGCCCUGGGUGCGCUACGUGACACAGAGCGGCGACUACCAGCUCCGCACCACCUAGAUGGACAUGGACACGGGGUGGCCCCCGGCACCCCAUGUCAC
Messenger RNA from Nothoprocta perdicaria, 1313 nucleotides. RefSeq names its product AP-1 complex subunit mu-2-like. Gene Ontology annotation, molecular function: clathrin-cargo adaptor activity. Bases 1 to 1272 code for a protein of 423 amino acids. The transcript is spliced from 12 exons. Lineage: Eukaryota; Metazoa; Chordata; Aves; Tinamiformes; Tinamidae. Gene Ontology annotation, biological process: intracellular protein transport; vesicle-mediated transport. The record is from RefSeq and is a predicted model, not a curated record. Gene Ontology annotation, cellular component: clathrin-coated vesicle; clathrin adaptor complex.